Molecule: messenger RNA, 1500 nt
Organism: Oppia nitens
Lineage: Eukaryota; Metazoa; Arthropoda; Arachnida; Sarcoptiformes; Oppiidae
Product: metalloendopeptidase OMA1, mitochondrial-like
Exons: 3
Coding region: 21-1463 (480 amino acids)
Biological process (GO): mitochondrial protein processing; protein quality control for misfolded or incompletely synthesized proteins
Cellular component (GO): mitochondrial inner membrane
Molecular function (GO): metalloendopeptidase activity
Source: RefSeq, a predicted model, not a curated record
AAUAAGUGUCACGUGUUUUGAUGCAAUGUUUUGAUAAACAGUUGUUUUGUCGUCAAAUUGACUGUCAAUUUGUGUCCAUUUGUGGCCACACUAUGGCUUCGGUACGACUCUUAUUGAGUCCAAAAACAGCACAAAUUGCUACUCAACUCAUUGUCCGCAAUGUCCGUAAUUGUUGUCAACAGCGGUGGAGACACGAGUGGCCACUAAUAAGACACAAAAACUUAAGUAAUAAAAAUAACUUUAAAUUAAAUAUUAAUCCCAAAGUCAAGACAUUUGGUCCAAAUGGUCAACAAAAGUGUUUUAUUCAUUUGUCUCCAAAACGAUAUAACCCGUUAGUGGCCAUUGUUUUGAGACAAGUGGCCAAAGUGGCAGCCGUUAUUACCGGCAGAGUAGUGAGGAAGUGGUGGCGAGACUUACCACCAAAUAAGCGACAAUUGGUUUAUCAGUGGUUUAUUCGCCACAAAUGGAAAUUUGGUCUCUCGUUAACCGCAUUGAUAGCUAUGUUUGGUGUCUAUUAUUUAAGCCAUAUCUCAGAGACGCCAAUCACAAGACGCAAACGAUUUGUUGCUUUUACGGCAAAACAAGUCGAAGAACUAAACAAUUAUGAAUUUGAGGUUCAGUUACACACGUUUAAGGAUAAACUGUUGCCGUCGUCUCAUGAAUCGUCUAAACGUGUGGCCCGAGUGGCCACUCAAUUGCUUAAUGGCAAUAAUGAUAUACAAGAGAUUCACGAUCACGAGUGGUCGGUAUCGGUAGUCAAUGACCCACAAAAUAAAAAUGCCUUUGUUAUGCCUUCGGGACAGAUUUUUGUCUUCACGGGAAUGUUAAACAUAUGUGAUAACGACCAACAGUUGGGCACUGUAUUGGCACACGAGAUGGCACACGCCGUACUCGGACACGGAGCUGAACUGCUAAGUCACGCCCAUCUCAUUGAUUUGGUGUUCAUUUGUCUAAUUGCUACCAUUUGGACAUUACUUCCGUCCGACAUCACGGCCUCAAUAACAACUGGUAUCUCGCGAUUAAUAAUGAAUUUAAUAUCAGAUGCGCCGUAUAGUCGUAUGCUUGAAACCGAAGCAGAUAUUGUAGGACUAGAAUUAGCAGCGAAGGCGUGCUUUGAUGUCCGCGAGACGAGUGUUUUCUGGCAUAAAAUGGCACUCAUGGAGAAUGCAGAAGACUUUCAUAUCGUUACAACUGACGAAAUACAGUUACCGACAAAAAUUGAGUUUUUGUCAACACAUCCGAGUCAUGAAACGAGGUAUCAAUACUUGGACUCUUUGAUGGACGACGCCAUUAAACUUAGGACUAAAUGUAAUUGUCCUCAACUACCGAAAUACGAUCCGAGAACUAAUAUCGAACUAAUGAAGAAACAUAUUAAAGACUAUUACGAACUUAAACGAAGAGAAGGCGUCACUAUUUUACCCAAACCUCCGAUACCUCCAAAUCUUUUGCGUAGAGAUUCUUAACGAUUCAAUUGUUAUUUAAAUUAUGAAAAUAUAAUAA